This is a messenger RNA of Erythranthe guttata (spotted monkey flower), 1485 nucleotides long. RefSeq names its product alpha-1,3-arabinosyltransferase XAT2. Gene Ontology annotation, molecular function: glycosyltransferase activity. The record is from RefSeq and is a predicted model, not a curated record. NCBI's taxonomy places the organism in Eukaryota, Viridiplantae, Streptophyta, Magnoliopsida, Lamiales, Phrymaceae.
AUGGCGGCUGCUAUGGAUUCGAUCGGCAUGGAGGAUGGUUAUGGAGGCGAUUAUAGUGGUGGUGGUCUCGGUUUUGGGUGGAGGGUGGUUAUGGAGGCAACAGGUCGCGGUUCCACCCCUUUGAUUCCUUGUUUUUUUGAUGUUUCGAUCUUGCUUCAACAUAAGGUAUUGGUUCUCGUAACAAGUUCUAGAGGGUUCGUGUCAAUUGAUGAUACAAUCCAGCCAAGUAUACAACUUAACGCCAAGGUAACCGGAGUGCAAACUUCCAUUAUUGAAGUUGAUGAAGAUGGUGAUGCAAUACGUGAAGAUGAUAAGGCUCCUAGCCAAUGCAAUGAAGGGAGUGUAAACCCAAUUCUUCAAAACUUCACAAACUCAAGAUCACAAGUCUACGAAAUAAAUGGUGACAUAAGAAUCCAUGGCAAUUCAUCCACCAUCUUCAUACCUUCAAUCCCACAACACCCCAUAAAUUUUAAUUGGACCACAAAACCUUAUGCGCGGUUACACGAUGACAUUGCAAUGGAGAGGGUAAGAGAAUUCACGAUAAUUCACCAAACCCUAGAAAAAGUAAUACCUCAAUGCAACCGCAACUUCACCUAUCCGGCGAUAAUUUUCUCAUCCCGAGGAUACGCUGGAAACAAUUUCCACGACUACACGGACCUGCUCAUUCCACUCUACUCAACUUCCCAACAAUUUAAUAAAAAUGUAAUAUUUCUUGUAUCCGACAAGUCUUCUUGGUGGAUUUCUAAGUACAGACUAAUAUUACAGAAUCUCUCUAACGAAACAAUUAUCGACAUUAAUAACGAAAAAGACGUACUAUGUUUUCCAAGAAUGAUAGUUGGGCUCAAAGCCGACAAAGAGUUAAACAUUGACUCUUCGGAAUCCCCACAUAUUUCCACUACUGAUUUCACCAAGUUUCUAAGAAGCACGUAUUCUUUGGACAAAGAAUUCGUAAACACCGAUUGCAAGAAAACUCGCCCUCGGUUGCUCAUCAUUUCAAGAAAAGGAAGCCGACAUUUGACGAACGAAGACGAAAUAGCAAACAUGUCUCAAAGGUUGGGAUUCGAGGUUGUUGUAAGAGAAAUAGGGUGGGAGGUAUCAAAAAUGUCCAAAUUUGUGAAUAGUUUCGAUGUUAUGAUUGGAGUGCACGGGGCUGGCAUUACAAACAUGGUUUUUCUUCCGGAAAAUGCAGUCGUGAUACAAAUUGUGCCAUUUGGAGUGGACAUUGUAGCUAAGCCGUACUUUGAAGAACCUGCGAAAGACAUGAAGUUGAGGUAUUUAGAGUACAAGGUGAGUUUGAACGAAAGCUCGUUGUUUGGGAGGUACCCGCCGGACAGUGAAGUAUAUAAAAAUCCUGAUGGUUUGUAUGAUAAGGGUAAGGGAUGGCCUGUUUUUCGUCCUAUUUAUAUGGAUAAUCAAGAUGUUAAUGUUGACUUGAAUAGAUUUAGGAAUACCCUAUUGAAAGCCUUGGAGCUUGUUUGUAGUUAA